AUGAAUGCAUUGGCUUCAGUAUGCAGUAGUGGGUGUGAGUCUGGUUGGACUCUAUACCUUGAACACUCUUUCCUGAAUCAGAAUGCUUCACAUAAAGGUUCUCAGCUUAUUAGUGAAGAUGAAGGAUUUUAUGAAGAAACCAAAGACAAAAACCCCAAAAACGAGGACGAUGGGGAAGAGGAUUUGUCCAUGGUUUCUGAUGCUUCUUCUGGGCCUCCACAUUUCCCAGAAGAUGAGUCUUACUUCAAUGCACAAGAUAAUGGCUGCUUUUAUUCUACAUCUAAGGUAACAAAACUUGCCAAGAGAAGUAAAAAGAGGCAGAAAGUUAAAGAAAAUCAACACCUCGAAGAUGAACACCUGUCUUCUUUUCUUGACGACACUGCUAGUUCUCCUGUCUUUGGCUUCUCCAUGAACAAUGUUACUGUGACCAAACAACAAUCUUCGACAGAGAGUAUGCUAGAUUACUCACAAGGUUUCUCUGCAACUUAUUUUGAGGAGAGAUCCUCGUUGCAAGACCACUUAGGUUUUUUACAACCAUCUUUAUCGGAAAAUGAAGUUCAUAACAACAAGUAA
Molecule: messenger RNA, 573 nt
Organism: Gastrolobium bilobum
Lineage: Eukaryota; Viridiplantae; Streptophyta; Magnoliopsida; Fabales; Fabaceae
Product: protein SOB FIVE-LIKE 5-like
Exons: 3
Coding region: 1-573 (190 amino acids)
Biological process (GO): cytokinin biosynthetic process
Source: RefSeq, a predicted model, not a curated record